AUGGAAACAGAAGAUGUUGUUCUACCUAACGAUGAAGAAAGUUGCUUUCGUUCUCAUCGCUACGAAGCCGCCGUCUCUGAAGCUUCUACCGACAAGGACAAAGAGGCUGAACGCGAGAAGCAACAAAAGGAUUUGGACUCCUGGGUCGAAAAUGACUUCCUCUGUAAGAAUUUUAUUCUUAACGGUUUAUCUGACGAUCUGUAUGACUAUUAUAAUUCAGAUAAAUCAGCAAACGAAAUAUGGGAUGCUCUGCAAAAGAAAUACGAUGCGAAGAAGCCGGAACUAAAAAUUACCCCUUCCCGGAAGGAUUUCAAAAGUACUCUCGGGCAUAAGACUAAGGAAUUUUCCUUAGAAAGUUUGAUCACCCACCUUCGUAUAGAGGAGGAAGCAAGAAAACAAGACCGUAAAGAUGAAGUGCUUGUUGUUUCAAACAACAACACUAAGAAAUCCACACCAGCGGUUCUGAAGCCUAAUGGCAAAAAUUUUAAGAAUCAGAACCGCAACUCGAAUUCUAAUUCUAACCGCAACAACCCUCCUCGUAACAAUAAUCAGAGUUGGAACCAUAAUAGGAACCAACAUGGAAGGCAGCCACCUCCACAUAAACAGAAUGACCCUGUACAGUUUUUGUGUUACAACCGUAACAAGCGGGUCAUAUGGCACGAAAGUGUCGGAACAAGCCUAGCUUCGCUCCGUGUGCCAACUUGA
Cannabis sativa is the source of this 705-nucleotide messenger RNA. RefSeq lists its product as uncharacterized. The transcript has 2 exons. Bases 1 to 705 code for a protein of 234 amino acids. The record is from RefSeq and is a predicted model, not a curated record. Lineage: Eukaryota; Viridiplantae; Streptophyta; Magnoliopsida; Rosales; Cannabaceae.